AUGAACCUCACGGCUCGUCGGCAGUCGAAGUCUCAAUCACCGAAAACGGACUCGAAAGCAGCGACACCAAAAAGCCAGAAAAGCAACUCUCCGCGACAAUCCAAUGCAAACCGCAAGAAAUCCUCGGAGAUAGCUGAUACAAAGGCGAAACGGGUACGCACGGGCUGCUUGACAUGUCGCGAAAGACACUUGAAGUGUGACGAGGCCCUGGGACGAUGUCUCAACUGUCGGAAGUCCGACAGAAUAUGCAGACGAGGGAUUCGCUUGAAUUUUAUCGACAUCCAGACUCAUGCUCCUCCGCAUGUCAUUGCUCGCCCUCGUGGCGCAAAGGUGACAUUUCGAGAUGAUUCGCGCUUUAUUGCAUCCGAAUACGUUGGGGGCUUCGAGAGAUAUCCACCCCCACAGCCGGAAAGUCCAGUCCAGGAACGGAGGCAGCUACACCACGAGGCGUUCAAUCUAAUGGGACAUGAUCAGUUAGCGAGUCUGUUCCAAUCAGUCGCUCAUUCAUUCGACCCAUCUGCAUUUGAGUUCUCGCACUCGGUGGCAGACUUGCUGGGCGGCCCAGAUACUUGGCACGACUCCCAUUUAAUGCCCGGAGACGAAUUGCUGCCUCAUGGGGCGUCUAGAUUUGCCCGUAAAUUGGCAAUGAAGCAAUAUAAUCCCUCGUCUUUGACUGAUCCUGAACAAGUAUAUCUUUUACAAGUUUUUGUUGAAGAGGUCGGACUAUGGAUGGACUCCAUGGAUGCAACGAGACAUGUAAGAUCCCGUAUUUCUCUCCCUGUUCUUUCGUUUCCGUCUCACCAUGAAAAGUUUACACAAAUUCUACCGCUCCACGCAAUUGAUGAGCCAAUGCUGCUUAAGGCAUUCUUAGCCUGCGGCGCUCGGCAUUUAUCUUUAGUCAACCCAUCUUAUGGCACCGAAAAGGCGACAUCAUAUUAUGAUAUGGCCACACAAGACCUUAUGAAUGCUAUUCAGGAUCCAAAUCGUGACUCUGUCCUAUGUACUACAGCUGCACUUGUUCUCAGCGUUUAUGAGGUCAUAGCUCCCCAACCAGCCUUGGAAUCCAACCAUAUCUCGGGAUCACGGGCUUUACUGCGCGAAUGUGGCUGGACAGCCAAGACAUCUGGUCUCGGCGGUACGUGCUUUUGGGUGAGUGUUAUCAUGGAACUUCUGAGUUCGCUACACUUCAAAUGGUCGCUUUCCUGGAAUCCAGACAGCUGGGGAGUUGACAUGAACAUGGAUCACGCACAGCCUUUUGGAAAAGGUGAUGACCUUUGGGUGCAUCGCAGCAUCUACAUCUGCGCCAAAAUAAUGAAUUUUCGAAUCGCAAUGGAGCACCUACAGUCAUUGGGUGACUCUGCCAGUCAAGCUCAAAUAAAUGAUGCAUUACAAGAGUGGAACCUUUAUCAAUCCUGGUGCGAACAAUGGGCGAAAACUGCCCCUCGGUCAGUGAAGCCACUUGGUCAUGUUCAUCCCUGGCAAGCGGACUCCAAGUCAGCAUUUCCAUCAAUAUGGCUUCUCAAGCGACCUGCGAUUGUUUCUCAGUUGUUCUACCAUACGGCCUGCAUAUUAUUAGCCAAGGCCCAUCCUAUGAGAUCUAGAAUCGGCUUGGAGAUGAAAGAACUGCAGCAAAUACAUGCACAUGAUAUUUGUGGUAUUGCCACCAACAAUAAGGACAAGGGCGUUGUCAAUGUCUUGAUCAGAUGUCUUGCUAUUGCUGCGGAGUGCUUGGAGACCCGCGAAACGCAAAAUGAAGCACUCGGCAUAUUUGAUACCAUCGUCAAGGAUUCCAUUUGGCACGCAGAGCCAAUCCAAGACGAGUUGAAACACGUCUGGGGCUGGCAAGUCGCGCAUCCCGAAACCGUUGAUCCCACGCAGAUGCAUCAUGAUUAUUAUGGUCUAGAUCCAGCGCUGCGUAUUCAUAAUGGCCCUGAAUUUCCCCCAAGAGUAUCUAAUCCUCUUUUGACAGCGAGUGAUUUUUCGCUGGAUAAUCAUCCGUACCAGGGGUUCUAUGUGGCUCCUCAUCAUCAUACCCUACAAAACUACCAUUACGAGCCAUAUCUUAUUUGA
Penicillium macrosclerotiorum is the source of this 2070-nucleotide messenger RNA. Its product is annotated as Zn(II)2Cys6 transcription factor. The record is from RefSeq and is a predicted model, not a curated record. NCBI's taxonomy places the organism in Eukaryota, Fungi, Ascomycota, Eurotiomycetes, Eurotiales, Aspergillaceae. Gene Ontology annotation, molecular function: transcription cis-regulatory region binding; zinc ion binding; DNA-binding transcription factor activity, RNA polymerase II-specific. The transcript is spliced from 2 exons. Gene Ontology annotation, cellular component: nucleus. Gene Ontology annotation, biological process: positive regulation of transcription by RNA polymerase II. Bases 1 to 2070 code for a protein of 689 amino acids.